AUGGGAAAAAAGCGCUCAAGAGACGCCGACGGGCAGGGGGAUGUCGAUAUGGCCGACCCCGCGGUCAACAAGCGGGAUGAUGACAGCUCCGACGAUGAGGACAUGGACAUUGUCAACGUAGACUUCGAGCUCUUCAACUACGACUCACAAAUCGACUUCCACGGUGUCAAGACCCUCCUCCGGCAGCUCUUCGACACGGACGCACAACUGUUCGACCUCUCCGCGCUCAGCGACCUCAUCGUCGAGCAGAACACAAUCGGCUCGACCUGCAAAGUCGACGACAAGGCCAACGACGCCUACGCCUUCCUCACCGUGCUCAACCUGCAAGAGCACCGCGCGAAGCAACCGGUCGCGCAGCUCAUCGAGUACCUGACGGAGCGCGCCAAGAGCAACGACAGCCUGGCGGGCGUCGUGCCGGAGCUGCUGGCCUCGGGAAAGCACGUGGGGCUGGUACUAGCGGAGCGGCUGCUCAACAUGCCGGCCGAGGUGAUCCCGCCCAUGUGGACGUGCCUGAUCGACGAGAUCGAGGCGGCCGUGGAGGACAAGGAGCCGUACGAGUUCUCGCACUACCUGGUCGUGUCGCGCACCUACCGCGAGGUGGCGUCCAGCCUGGACCAGAACGAGCGCAAGCAGAAGAAGGCGCGGGAGGAGGCCGAGCUGCAGUUCUUCCACCCGGAGGACGACGAGAUGCGCAAGCACGCCGCCGCGUCCGGGGCGUACGACUUCACCAAGGAGGGCGAGGCCGUUGCGGAUAGCAAGAGGGCGUUCCAGGAAAUGGGAAUCAAGCCGUCUGGGUACAUGAUGUUGAUCGAGGCGAGCAAGUUCCAGGGCGCCGUCCAGGCGAUCGCCGAGUAUAUUGGCACAGCCACAUAG
This is a messenger RNA of Chaetomium fimeti, 873 nucleotides long. RefSeq names its product p21-C-terminal region-binding protein-domain-containing protein. Bases 1 to 873 code for a protein of 290 amino acids. Gene Ontology annotation, cellular component: nucleus. The transcript is spliced from 2 exons. NCBI's taxonomy places the organism in Eukaryota, Fungi, Ascomycota, Sordariomycetes, Sordariales, Chaetomiaceae. The record is from RefSeq and is a predicted model, not a curated record.